AUGGAUCUUUCUGAAUCGGGAGGUUUCCUCCCAGAUUCCCUCCCCUCUCCUUCUCCAAGCACUACGUCAGUCAGUUCCACCUCAUCCAAUCUACCACAGCCACGUAGCAAACCUCUUCGUGCCGGAUCCGCAAAGGAACAAGCCGCAAGACGCUAUGUAGAGAACAAAUUACUCCAAAUCGCAAGGCGAUACACCAAAAAGUUUGAAGGUCCCGAAGAGGGAGACACGGUAGUCGGCUAUGUAAGUAUGAAGGAGGUAGCCAAGGACGUUUCCGAGAUAAUAGAUGUAUUGUGGCUGUCAGGCACACCAAAUUUGCAAAUUCCAUAUUUGCUAAAUGUUGCUCUUACAAUGUCUACAUAUCCCACCAAAUUUCCCCCAGAACCAGCUACAACAUUUGCUGUUUUGAGAAAGCUAGAUCAUGCAUUCGCUAGUUUACUGAGGGGAGAAGACUCCGUUACUGGAGAGGUCUUGCCAGGGUUUCCGGCCGGUAGGAGAGCGGGAAUGAGCCAGACUGAUAUGGUUAGAUGCAGAAGUAUAGUUGAGGAUACCAGGGUAAUGAUUGUGGACGUCAUGAGUAAGGAAGUAGAGCCAGAACCACAAUCCGAGAAUGGAGUCAACGGUAACGCUCGUGGUAAUGGUGAAGGUGAGGAUGAGCGUGGUAAUGAAAUGGACAAUGGUCCUGAUGACAUGAUUUUGGACGAAGAUGAUAACUCUGAAUAUGACAAUGAUGAACUUGCUAUGGACAUUGCUAGAGUUUACGAGGCAACGAUUAUGGAGCUUGGAGAAAGGCUAGAGAGUGGUCCUAACAUUGGGAUCGGGCAUAAUGAUUCAUGA
This is a messenger RNA of Sclerotinia sclerotiorum 1980 UF-70, 834 nucleotides long. RefSeq lists its product as hypothetical. Lineage: Eukaryota; Fungi; Ascomycota; Leotiomycetes; Helotiales; Sclerotiniaceae. Bases 1 to 834 code for a protein of 277 amino acids. The record is from RefSeq and is a predicted model, not a curated record. Gene Ontology annotation, cellular component: transcription factor TFIIH holo complex. The transcript has 2 exons.